AUGACUGGACUCAUGCCCAUGCAGAGACAGGUUGUUCACAGGCUGUCGUUGGCUAUAAGCAAGUGGUCCCGCCCCGUACGAAACUCAGCGACGUUGUCAUGCGUCAAGGACUACUGGGAGAGUGGUGAAUGGGCUAUAGUGAACGCAGUGGGAACCUACAACACUAAGAAGUAUGACUGCUGCCAUGAGAUCUACCCUGAUAUAACCUACUAUUUCAUGAUCAGACGCCUGCCUCUAUUCUACACCGUCAACCUCAUUAUCCCUUGUCUCCUCAUCUCCUGUCUCACCGUCCUGGUGUUCUACCUGCCUUCUGAUUGUGGAGAGAAGAUCACUCUGUGUAUCUCUGUCUUACUGUCUCUCACCGUCUUCCUCCUGCUCAUCACUGAGAUCAUCCCUUCCACCUCCCUGGUGAUUCCUCUUAUCGGGGAGUAUCUCCUUUUCACCAUGAUCUUCGUCACUCUGUCUAUCGUGAUAACGGUGUUUGUCCUGAACGUCCACCAUCGUUCCUCUGCUACUCACACCAUGCCUCGCUGGGUUCGGACACUGUUCCUGUCUGCCAUUCCCCGGUGGCUCUGCAUGAAACGACCCCCGCCUGACCUCAGGAGGAGGGGCUUAGUAGGCAAACUCCACCCCUUCGGAACCUUCAGAACGCCUGGCCCCUCCCGCGCUUCGUCGCAUUCCACAGCUCACACCUGGCUCAUGCGGGAGUCCGAUGUUGAUCUCCAUGGUAACGAGGACGAGGAUGUGAUUCGCCAUGGUUACUUGGAUACGGAGAUGGACGCGGGGUUAGGGGGGAGGUUGAGGCUUCCCCCAUCCUUCUCCUUUCCCCCUCCCUCUCCCCGCCUGCCCGUCUACACCCCCCUCAUCCCCAAGACUCACACCACCCAGCGGCCCCCCAAUCUGAGUCUGACCCCAGACUGGGACUUCGCUCCCCCAGGUCCUGAUGUUGGUAUGGCACACGCCCCAGCUCCAGCCCUGUCUCCUGCAGUGUUACAAGCCCUGGAGGGGGUGACGUACAUCGCUGAACACCUCAGAGCCGAGGACCAAGACUUCUCUGUGAAGGAGGACUGGAAGUACGUUGCCAUGGUGAUAGAUCGUAUCUUCCUGUGGAUGUUCAUCAUCGUGUGUCUCCUGGGAACCAUCGGAUUGUUCUUACCACCCUGGCUGGCCGGCAUGAUCUAGAACCCUGUGUGUGUGUG
Molecule: messenger RNA, 1199 nt
Organism: Salvelinus sp. IW2-2015
Lineage: Eukaryota; Metazoa; Chordata; Actinopteri; Salmoniformes; Salmonidae
Source: RefSeq, a predicted model, not a curated record